AGCAGUCAACAAUAGAAGCUUCGUUGCAAAGUACUACAGUAGUCUACACUGAUAACAAUUCCGCUGCCAAGCUCCUUCAUUGACUUCAUAGAAUAAGAACACACACAGUUACGUCGACUUAUAAACUGUGCAGUCAACAUCAUCAUCACACAAUCAACUUUGGUAUAUUCUAUAGUUUUUUCAUUUAGUUUUUCAAUUUUGAUUUACUACCUACAUUCCUAAACACUAGUAUUAUGUUCUAUUAAAGCUUUUCUUCUUCGUUUUUUUGCUAUAAGUUUUGUGCGUUGAUGACAAGAAACCCUUUUGCUAAAAAAAGUGUAUAAUCAUACCUUUUUCUUUGGCUAUUUCUCCCACAAAAACCCUUUUUCUCAAAAUCCCAUCUUUCUUUCUGUUUUUUUUUCCUUUUUUAAUCUUAGGUUAGUUGAAUCUCCGUUGAAAUUCCAAAAAACUUCAGCUUUAUCCUAUUUUUGGCCCAGUUCUUCACUCCAACGUAAUUUUAAUGAAAAAGCUAAUUUUUACUCCAUAAUUUUGUGUUUAUACCCAAGUUAGUGAAUUUAGUUGGGUAUUUUCUAAAUUUUGAAACUUGAAAAAAAAUGAGAUUUGAAGAAUUCUGGGUUUUUUUGGGGGUUUUUGGAUGAUCAAAUUUGAUGAUAUAUGAUGAAUUUCAAGGGUAAAUUGUGAGUUACCCAGAUAUUGAAUGCAUCUUAAAAAAUGGGUUCAAGCAGAGGAGAAGUUGUGGAAGACAAAAAAGGGAUGGUGGUAGAUAACAAGAUAUUUGUGGCAGUGAACAAAGAGUUGAAGGAAAGCAAGUCUACACUUUUAUGGGCUUUACAAAACUCAAAUGGGAAGAAGAUUUGUAUAAUUUAUGUUCAUGUGCCAGCCAAAAUGAUUCCCAUGCCAAUGGGUGGGAAAUUUCCAGCUAAUCAAGUGGGAGAAAGGGAACUCAAGGCAUUCCGAGAGCAGGAAAGUAAACAGAUGCAUAAACUUUUAGAUGAUUAUCUUCAAAUCUGUGCUCAAGUUGGGGCAUGUGCUGAAAGUAUGCAUAUUGAAAAGGAUUGCAUAGAGGAGGGAAUUGUGGAAUUCAUAUCUCAACAAAGGAUAGGGAGACUUGUUAUGGGUGCUGCAGCAGACAGUAGAUUUUCAAGGAAAAUGGUGGAACCUAAGUCAAAAAAGGCGAACUAUGUGCGCCAACAUGCACCUGAUUUCUGUCAAAUCAGGUUUAUCUGCAAGAGUCGUCUAAUCUGUACGAGGGAGGGUAUGAGGCAACCAAGUUUGGAUGUUGAAGGGAGAUCGUCACUCUCUUCAGAGAAUAAUAACAUUGAUGCAGACAUUCUAAAUCAAUUAUUAAAUUCUAGGCUUAGACUUUCAGAUUCUGGUGGAUCUGGAGGCAGUUCUGAUAGAUCUGAUCAAUCAUCAAGACUCAGUCUUUCACAGUCUUCAAUCCGUUCACUAGAAGCGGGAUCACCUUUCAGUUCACCUUGUUCAUCACUUACUAGAGAAGAAGUCAGAGAAUCUGGUCUGGAGUUGUUGGCUUUGCCUCAGACUAAGAGCAAGGAUCAAGGUUUAUCACCUCCAAGCGUAUUGCAGGAAAAUGGUAUCGAUGAUGAUCUGUAUGACCAGCUUGUUCAAGCCAUGACAGAGGCUGGAAAUUCAAAGAGAGAAGCCUUUGAAGAAUCAAUACGGCGUCAGAAAGCUGAGAAAGCAGCUAUGGAUGCUAUUCGCAGGACAAAAGCUGCUGAAAAAUUGUAUUAUGAGGAAUCUAGAAAAAGGAAAGAGAAAGAGGAAGAGCUGGCUAAGUGGAUGGAGGAACUCGAAAUCACAAAGAGCCAGCAGGAAAAGGUCUUGCAGGAACUCCACGAGGCAUUGGAUCAGAAGAUGUCGCUUGAAACCGAAUUUCAGAAAGUCAAACUUACAGAAAAGGAGAUGGAACAGAAAUUAUUGUCUGCAGUGGCUUUGUUACAGAAGUAUAAGAUGGAACGUGAUGGUUUACAAGUAGAAAGGGAUGAUGCUCUCCGAGAAGCCGAACAGUUGAGGAAACAGUAUGCUCAGGGACCAUCAAGCUCAAGUAUCUCUUGUUUUUACUCUGAAUUCUCUUUCUCGGAUCUGGAGAAAGCUACUAACUACUUUGACCCAUCCUUGAAGAUUGGGGAAGGAGGGUAUGGUAGUAUAUAUAAAGGUUUUCUACGUCACACUGAAGUGGCAAUAAAGAUACUGAAUCCCAACAGCAUGCAGGGUCCUCGAGAGUUUGAACAAGAGGUGGAUGUUUUAAGCAAGCUGCGGCAUCCAAACCUAGUGACUCUCAUUGGUGCCUGUCCUGAAUCUUGGGCUCUUGUAUAUGAGUAUCUUUCUGGAGGAAGCCUUGAGGACCGACUAACUUGCAAGGAUAACUCCCCUCCACUACCAUGGCAAGCAAGAAUUCAAAUAGCCACAGAGUUAUGCUCCAUCCUCAUCUUUCUCCAUUCAAGCCGACCUAGCAGCAUUAUACAUGGAGAUAUAAAGCCAUCAAAUAUACUACUGGAUGAUAAUCUUGCAUGCAAGCUCGCCGAUUUUGGUAUAUGCUGUGUGAUCGCAAAUGGCGAAACCUCAACGGAACAAACUACUAGGUUCUGUACCACUCAACCAAAGGGCACUUUCACUUACAUGGACCCAGAAUUGCUGGCAACUGGAGAGCUUACCCCAAAGUCUGACAUUUAUUCUUUCGGGAUCAUAUUGCUGCGCUUAUUGACUGGUAAACCAGCCUUGGGGAUAACAAAGGAAGUUGAAUAUGCUUUAGCUAAAGGUGAUUUAAAUUUCAUAUUAGACCCUUCAGCUGGGGAUUGGCCUUUUGUCCAGGCUGAGCAGUUAGCUCGUAUGGCUUUAAGGUGCUGUGACAUGAAUGGAAAGAAUCGCCCUGAUCUUGAAACAAAUAUAUGGAGGGUUCUAGAACCCAUGAAAGCUUCGUCUCGAAGCUUAUCUAUGCCUAUGGCGUCUGAUGAUCAAGCACCACAUUAUUUCAUAUGCCCCAUUUUUCAGGAAAUAAUGGAAGAUCCACAUAUUGCUUCAGACGGCUUUACAUAUGAAGCUGAGGCUAUCAAAGGCUGGGUAGAUAGUGGCCAUGACACUUCACCUAUGACUAAUGUGAAACUUGCAAAUCAUGAAUUUAUUCCUAAUCACGCUCUUCGCUCCGCCAUUCAGGAAUGGCAAAGACGCAGCGGUGUGUAAAUCCUUUCUGUUAGUACAGAGCACAAAAACAAAAUCUCACAUUUUCUACAUCUCUCCAGGUUGCCUCCUUUGUAUCCCAUUUAGUUGCGAACGUUCGGCUCUCGCUUUAGUGUUAAGAGUAGAGAUAGGUUGCCUCCUUACUGUAGGUUGUACAUACCUGAAGCCAUUCUGCUGCGCUGCAGCAAUUGAGGUCUAGUUGUUUGCUAUCAAGUUCCCUUUCAGACCCUAAAUUUAUGUAUAUGAACACAUUGAUCUAGUUAUUCUUUUUAACAUAUUUUUACCUCAA
Molecule: messenger RNA, 3487 nt
Organism: Beta vulgaris subsp. vulgaris (sugar beet)
Lineage: Eukaryota; Viridiplantae; Streptophyta; Magnoliopsida; Caryophyllales; Amaranthaceae
Product: U-box domain-containing protein 33
Exons: 9
Coding region: 712-3201 (829 amino acids)
Biological process (GO): protein ubiquitination; protein phosphorylation
Molecular function (GO): ATP binding; ubiquitin-protein transferase activity; protein kinase activity
Source: RefSeq, a predicted model, not a curated record